This is a messenger RNA of Paramecium pentaurelia, 576 nucleotides long. Lineage: Eukaryota; Ciliophora; Oligohymenophorea; Peniculida; Parameciidae. The record is from the annotation of a GenBank genome assembly.
AUGGCUUAAAAUAAUUAAAGAGAUAGUAAACCAAAUAACAAUAAAACAAACAAUCUGGGAAUUAAAAAUAAAAGUAAUGAAAUUACUCCUAAGUUUAAUUAAAAAAACCAUAAGAUGAAACAUAAACUUUAAGUUCAAGAUCUUAAUAAACUAAAGGAACUUAAUCUAAUACUAUUAUUAAAAGUUAUACUUUUAGUAGAUAAAUUUUUAUCUCAUCUACUGAUCGAAAAAUAGUUUCUCCAAUUCCUAAACCUCAAUGGAUUGAUUUUACGUAAAAACCUCAAUAUUUGGAUGCUCCUAUCAAACCAUAAAAUGUUAUCAAUAAUUUAAUCAAACUAAAAAUGGAAUAAUGUGUUGAAACUAUUGGAAAUUAAGAUAAAAGAUAAACUCUAAAUAGAUUAAGAUAAGGUGAAUCUGUAAAUGAAUUUCUUUCGAAAUAUCAAGAUUCCAAGCAUCAGCCUAGACAAUAAAUAUAUUAAAAUUUAAAUAUAACUAUCUCCUUUAUUCUAUAAAUUUGCUUUUUUGAUUAUGAUUCUUUAAAAAACUGAUAUGCUAGAAAUCUAAUUCAUAUCAUGA